Molecule: messenger RNA, 846 nt
Organism: Miscanthus lutarioriparius
Lineage: Eukaryota; Viridiplantae; Streptophyta; Magnoliopsida; Poales; Poaceae
Source: the annotation of a GenBank genome assembly
AUGCCGACGCUCAUCAUCACCGUGAACCUAGAGUGCUGCCGCUGUAGCAGCAAGAUCCAAAAGAUCCUCUGCUGCAUCCAACAAGGCACGUACUCCUACCAUCUUUCAUUCAGUUCAGGCCAAUAUAUACGUAAAGGAGAGUUCGUCAUCAAGAAGAUCAUGUACGAGAAGAACAAGGUCUUGGUCUCAGGCCCAUUCGACGCCGACAAGCUGUCCAGCAAGCUGUGGUGCAAGGCUGGAAGGAUCGUCAAGAACAUCGAGGUCGCCAAGCCGCCACCAAAACCUGAUCCCAAGCCCGAGCCCAAGCCCAAGCCAGAGCCAUCCCCGUGCAAGCAGAUAUACCCUUACCCUUACCCGUUCCCGUGCCCACAGCCGGGCGUGGCCGUGCAGCUGCUCAAAGCCUCACUGUACAUGGUAGUGGAGGUCUUUAUAGAUGCAGCUAGAGGUGAACAGGACCCUGUAAUCCUCACCCAAUUUAAUAUAACAAAAGUUAUAAGAGAUAGCAUUCAACUCAACUUUGGGGAGUGUGGCCUAGCUGGAUCUCUUGGAUCAUUGCAAGUUAAGUAUGUUAAUCCUGUAACAAAGCUCUGCAUUGUCCGUGUGUCACGUGAAGACCACCAGAAAGUUUGGGCUGCUAUGACAAUGGUGAGGUGCAUUGGGAAGAUCCCUGUUUCAUUCAACUUGCUCGACAUGAGUGGAAGCAUCAGGGCUUGCAAGAAAGCUGCACUGGAGUGUGAUGAAGCGAAAUUUGAACAAUACAAGGUGGCUGCUGGCAAUCGUAUCACGACAGAGAUCAUCCAGUCCGUAGAGAGCUGCUUUGAGAAGAUUAGAGGACUAGAGAGCUAG